Penicillium brevicompactum is the source of this 810-nucleotide messenger RNA. Its product is annotated as EGFR-like transmembrane domain-containing protein. The record is from RefSeq and is a predicted model, not a curated record. Bases 1 to 810 code for a protein of 269 amino acids. The transcript has a single exon. Lineage: Eukaryota; Fungi; Ascomycota; Eurotiomycetes; Eurotiales; Aspergillaceae.
AUGCUUACUCGAUAUAUCGCUUUCGUCUUCCUGCUUCCUCUGGCUAAUAGCUGGACCUUCCGCUACACCAACGAAACAAACGAGACGGAAAUCAUUCGCGGCAAUGAGGAAAAAAACUGCACAAUCGCCAAUAUCUCCGAGGAAAAGCUGUUUACAUGGGAUCCUGAAGGCAGCAAACAAUGUGUUUCAAUCUAUCGUGACACAGCCUGUGAUAGCAUGGGUGGCUACUCAUGUACGGCGUGGCGCAAAAAUGCCAGUAGGACUUUCAUGGCGUUCGACAUAAUGCCCGAGAAUCUGAUUCUCUCAAAAGAUCAGACCUCAACGAUCGCUUCAACUUCGACAGCACCUUCGACAUCUGCAUCCACAUCGACAACUUCGACAUCUUCAGUUUCGGUCUCUUCGAAUACACCGACAAGUUCACCAUCCAAUGCAGCCGCUGCUGGCACUACAAACAGCGGCUCUUCAGCUGGUUUGUCUGGUGGAGCAAUUGCCGGUAUUGUGAUUGGUGUUGUUGCUGCUGUCGCGAUCCUAAUCGGCCUAGUCGUCUUUUUCUUAAAGAGACAAACGAAACAAGACAAGACUGGCCCAGUCGUUCAACCCGGUGGAUACGGGCCCCACGAAGCGGACGGUACUGGUUCAUCAAUGAGUGGCACAACAGCAAAAGAGCCGCUUACAUCGCUUGGCUUCCGUCCUGUUCCCGGUUCCCGGUUUGUGGAACUCAAAGGCGACGAAGGUAGUACGGAAUUGGGCAGCAGCCCAAUAAGUGAGCUCGACGGAGCUUCUGCAGGAGUGCAGCCCCGUCCUUUCUAG